GUGUUUGUGUGUGUGUUUGUAUGGACGUGCGUGCAUUGGGCAAAAAACAUGUUGAGACAUGCAAAUGGGAACGCCCGUUGUUGAUGUCGUUGAUUGUGUGGCGUGGGUGUGCGUGUUUGAUUUGGCAGUCAGGGCACGUCCACACAGGUGGACAAUGUUCUGCUGCAGCAUAGAAAAAAAUGUCAAAAGGGAAAAAAAAAAUUCCCAACUUGUGACACUGCGCUUAUUCAACCUUUGACCUUGGGCCAUGUCUCAUGGGGGACCGCAUUAAAUCGCAAUCGGCUUCUUGUUUUUGCUUUGGGUGGCGCGUCGAUGAGCUAGGGCCUCUUCCAGUGGCUCGCUCGCUAAGUCGCUGUCUUUGUGAGACAACAAGGGGCUCAGUUAGCGUUGUCACAAUGACACAAGUUGUUCCACUGGACACUCAGUUUAACAAACACUGGCUCUGUUCUUUUUCAAACCAGCUCGUUGUUUCAUUCCCGGUCAGCCGGCCGGCAGGAGCCUUUGCUCGCUCGCUCGCUCUUCAGCGUGCCAGUGUGCUGUUUGAGCAAGGAGGCGUGGCCGACGCUGUAGCUAGUGAGGAGGCUCGAAAUUUCACAAUGAGAAACUGGCACAGUUUGAAAACAGAUAUUUUUAUAUCUAGCCUGAAACAGCACCACACGCGCUGACCUACAUUUACAACUAAAAUGUGGACACUUCCGCUGCACGCCCCCCCCAACUCCAGUCGACCACAUUUUCCAUGGUCCCGUUUUGUCAAUGAAUGUGUAAACUAGGGUUAAGGGUUCAAGGUAGGGGUUUCAAUUAGGGAUUAGGGGUUCAAGAAUGGUUUGAAACCAGAGUUAGGGUUUCAAUCAGAGUUUUAAAAUGUGGGUUUUAACUAUGAUUAGGGUUUCAAAGUAAGGUUUUAAACCAGUAUCAAGGUACAAAAUGAGGAGUUGAAAUGAGAGUUGUAAAACUGGGGUUAGGGUUUCAAACAAGGGCUUUACAAUUAGGACUACGGCUUCAAAUUAGUUAUUCAAAUUACUUCCCCCCACCCCAUCGGUUACCGUGGCCAUUUUCGGUUUGUACGCGACUACAAGGUACCGCUUUCCGUUAAGUUUGGCCCCAAAGUUGCGUGGGAGAGCCCCUGCUUUUGCGCCGAGCGACGUCACAUGUCCAAAUUACGACUAUUUCGCUGAGCGUCUGAACGCAGCACGUCUCAGAGAAGGCGGACCGUCUCCGCCUUCGAGACGUGAAAGAAGCGAGGAGGGGGGAGGAGGGGAAAAAACCGAAACGCGUCCAGAUGAAAAUCCUCCCGGCUGAGGAAUGCGCCCCUAGUGUGCUUACCUCUCGGAGCCCACCUUGACUGGCAACCCGCGACACCGCCGCGACUCGAUGAAAGACACAACGACCGCUUGGACGUCUUUCAUGAAACAGCGGAGGAUGGGACUGAACGACUUCAUUCAGAGGCUCGCCACCAACGCCUACACCUGCAAGCAGUCAUGUGGAGGUGCAGUCCAUCCUGAACCUGAGUCCUCCGCAAGAUGCUGAGCUGAUGAAUGCCAACCCCUCCCCUCCUCCCAGCCCGACGCAGCAGAUCAACUUGGGCCCGUCGUCCAACCCGUCGGCCAAGCCCGAUGACUUCCACUUCCUCAAGGUGAUCGGCAAAGGCAGCUUUGGCAAGGUGCUGCUAGCCCGCCACCGCCACGACGACCGCUUCUACGCCGUCAAGGUGCUACAGAAGAAGGCCAUCCUCAAGAAGAAGGAGGAGAAGCACAUCAUGUCGGAGAGGAACGUGCUGCUGAAGAACGUCAAACAUCCUUUCCUGGUGGGCCUGCAUUACUCCUUCCAGACGGCCGGCAAGCUCUACUUCGUCCUCGACUACAUCAACGGGGGAGAGCUCUUCUACCACCUGCAGCGCGAGCGCUGCUUCCUGGAGCCGCGGGCGCGCUUCUACGCCGCCGAAAUCGCCAGCGCGCUGGGUUACCUGCACUCGCUCAACAUCGUCUAUCGCGACCUCAAGCCCGAGAACAUCCUGCUGGACUCGCAGGGCCACGUCGUCCUCACCGACUUCGGACUCUGCAAGGAGAACAUCGAGCCCAACGGCACCACCUCCACCUUCUGCGGCACGCCCGAGUAUUUGGCUCCCGAGGUUCUCCACAAAGAACCGUACGACCGCACGGUGGACUGGUGGUGCUUAGGGGCCGUCUUGUACGAGAUGCUCUACGGCCUGCCUCCCUUCUACAGCCGCAACACGGCCGAGAUGUACGACAACAUCCUGAACAAGCCCGUGCAGCUCAAGCCCAACAUCUCCAACGCCGCCCGCCACCUCCUGGAGGGCCUCCUGCAGAAGGACAGGACCAAGCGGCUGGGCUGCGCCGACGACUUUAUAGAAAUUAAGAACCACGUGUUCUUCUCGCCCAUCAACUGGGACGAGCUCAACGGCAAGAAGAUUACGCCGCCCUUCAACCCCAACGUGACGGGGCCCAACGACCUGCGGCACUUUGACCCCGAGUUCACGGACGAACCGGUGCCCAACUCCAUCGGCUGCUCGCCCGACAGCGCGCUGGUGACGGCCAGCAUCAAGGAGGCGUCCGAGGCCUUCGUGGGCUUCUCCUACGCCCCCUCCAUGGACUCGUACCUUUAGCAAGCAAACCGCUCGUUGUCACCUUGCAACAAAACUGCUGUAUGUAAAUAUCGCACCAACGGACCCGCAAAUGGUUUGCGACUGAGUCGCCAGGCACACAUUUGUUCGUCCACGUGGACAUCGCCGUCUCCCUCCUGCGCCGUUUCUCCACAUUCCUUAUUUUAUUUUAUUUUAAUUUGUUUCGUGUUCGUCACGGGAUGAAACUGGGAGCUAGUUGAAUGUUACAAGAGCGGCCGUUCGUCGUCAAAGGUGCCUUUUUGGGGUGGUGGGCGGGGCUCUGCUCCCAUGCCCGCGUUGCACGGAACACUAGAGGGCGCUGUGGCACCUUCAAAAUGGCCGUCUGGCAACUGAUCAUUGAAAUGGUGUGAGCACAGCGCCCCCUACGUGUUAUUUUCUGUCGGCUUUUUUAUUUUUUGAAGGGGUGGGGGGUGAACAAACCCUUACGCUGCAAUUAUUUAACAUCCCCCUGAUUGUUUUAGUCCAAUUUGUCCUCACAAGGAAUCAAAUUCCAUUUUAUGUGUGAAUUUUUUUUGUUUUUUUGCUGGAUAUGACGGAUGUGCAUUAAGUUGCCAAGCACUAGUAGAAUGUCUCGUCUUCCAAGUAACCCUUCUAUGCAAGCGGUGACCUCCUCAUAACGCCAGUAAACGUUAGCCGUGAAGGUGCGCGCUCACCGGUCGCAGUGCGUCCGCCAUGUGUAGCCUGGCGGGCAUUCGAGUAGCACCAAAAUGCCCACUUGUGGUUUUGCCUCACUAGUAUAACGUGUGCAGGAAUAUAAUCCGGUCACAAAAGUGACUCGUAAGACGGUCAUUGCAAUUGUGACGAUGAAGUGUACUCGUACAUGGAACUGUACUACAGUAGUACACACACUUUGUCCUUAUUGAAUGUGUCAUUUUCUCCCCCGCGUCGUUGUUGCCUUCCACGUCGUGUCAGCCGACAUUCCGUUGUCAUGUUGUUGAACACUAUUUAAGUUUUUUUUUUUUUGGGGGGGGGGGGGGUUGUGAGUGAGUUGUACUGGAUAUAGAACAGAAAAUGAUCAAAUGACGUGACCCCAAUAAAGGUAAAUGCGUCUAUGU
Messenger RNA from Hippocampus zosterae (dwarf seahorse), 3696 nucleotides. It is a transcript of the gene sgk1, whose product is annotated as serum/glucocorticoid regulated kinase 1. The coding region runs from base 1532 to 2623 and encodes 363 amino acids. NCBI's taxonomy places the organism in Eukaryota, Metazoa, Chordata, Actinopteri, Syngnathiformes, Syngnathidae. Gene Ontology annotation, molecular function: ATP binding; protein serine/threonine kinase activity. The transcript has 10 exons. Gene Ontology annotation, biological process: protein phosphorylation. The record is from RefSeq and is a predicted model, not a curated record.